Messenger RNA from Frankliniella occidentalis (western flower thrips), 1904 nucleotides. RefSeq lists its product as uncharacterized. The transcript is spliced from 3 exons. The record is from RefSeq and is a predicted model, not a curated record. Lineage: Eukaryota; Metazoa; Arthropoda; Insecta; Thysanoptera; Thripidae. The coding region runs from base 360 to 1283 and encodes 307 amino acids.
AGGGCUCUGAUAACGUAAGCUGAACAUUCAUAUAUUAUAUGCCUUUUCUUUUUCUGUUUAUUGUUUGUUGUUGUGCUUCUUAAAAAUGUGAGGUGCUUUUCAUUCGCCAACCAUGGUCGACCAUGGUCGACCCUGGUCGCCGGAUGUGCUUUCCAUUCGGCGUGGUAACCCAACUCGGUCGACCGCCAGCGACAGCGGCCGAAAUCGGCGGUCGGGCAUGGUUCGCGAAGAAAUCAAGAAGAAAGUAGCGGGAAACGGCUGAGGAGUGAAAGCGUUGGUCAGGUUGAAUGAAGGAAAGUUUCUGUGUUUUUGUGUAGAAUUAGGAACUUUUCUUCUAUUAAACUGAUCAUACGCGAAUCAUGAACAUCAAUAAACCAAAGGUCAUGGUGGUGUCCCAGAAAAGAAUCCAAGAAAUGUUGAAGCAGGGACUUAUACUCCGGCCACCACAACCAUCACUAGCAGGAUCAUCUCAACCGCAACCUCAACCGCAACCCCAACCUCAACCCCAACCAGAACCCCAACCAAGCCGCCCUGCAGAGGAGAAAUGUUCAUGGAAGGAAGAAGAAAUAAAAUCAUUAAUCGAGACAGUUAUGAAGAAAAGAGAUGGGAAAGUGGCUCACAUCUCAGAUGUGAAGUUCUGGAGGCAAGUGGCUGAAGAAACUCCAGGCAUUCCGUGGAAUCCCGAGCAGUGUCAGACCAAGUGGGGUAAUUUAUUGCGAGGCUACAGCCGCAAGACUACUGCUAGUCAUUCCACGGGGGGGCCUCCAUUAAACCUCAACACUUGUGAAAAGUUUCUUUACGAAGAGAGCGCGAAGCUCAACCCCAGAACAGCCUUCAUGAUCCCUGAAGGCCAGGUAGUGGCGGAGGACAUCGACAUCACCCCUAGCUCCUCCAGUAGCACCCAAGGUGCCAAUGUGGAACCCUCUCAAUUGACACCACACAGGAAGAAGAAAAAGGUACCACAUGGCUCUGGGUCCAACCAGGCUGGAGCUAGGAGUACCUUGCAGGCUGCAUUCGUCCACUUCCUGAAUAAGUCCGAUGAAAGGAAGGAGGCUAGGACGAGCUAUGAACUGAAACGAGUUGCUGUUAUGGAGGAGCAUAUGCAACUACAAAAAGACAAAUUGAAGAUGAGAAAAGCUGAAUUAGAAUUUAAAAAAUCAAAGUUAUUAGAGAAGCAGAAAGAGAAUAGAAACAAACUGGAGAUGAAAAGGAAAUUGGUCGAGGUGGAGGAGGAGAAAGUUAAGCUCCUGAAUUUGCUGAGGGAGAAUCAACUGUCCCUGUGAUAAAUUUUAAGUAUUUUUGUACAUACAUUUAGUAUCUGGCUAGAGAGCAGUCAUCAGGCCAUGUCAGAUAACUCAGUCUCUGAGUUAUUUACACACUGACCUACCUGACUUCUGCUCACUAGAUCGAUACAGUUGUGUACGGGGGAUUCAGGAAGGGCAGUGUGUUCAUAACUUAGAGACUGAUGUAUGUGAUAUAUUUUGAUGGACUGGCUGUGCCAUAUAUUCAAGGAUUUUUGAGUUACUUAGUUUUAAAUUAUUACAUCAUUUGUUUUAAGGAAUUGUGUAUUAGUGUAACUGUACAGUAUCCGGCUAGAGAGCAGUCAUCAGGCCAUGUCAGAUAACUCAGUCUCUGAGUUAUUUACACACUGACCUACCUGACUUCUGCUCACUAGAACGAUACAGUUGUGUACAGGGGAUUCAGGAAGGGCAGUGUGUUUAUAACUUAGAGACUGAUCUAUGUGAUAUAUUUUGAUGGACUGGCUGUGCCAUAUAUUUGUUUAAGUAGGUAUUACUUUUAUAAUUGUUAUUUAUGCAUAAGAAUUGUUCUGCUUUAGAUUUACAUUGUUGUGCACAUACUUUUUUUUAAGAAAUAAGAAUAUAUUUUAUAUAUGUAAAACCGUU